This is a messenger RNA of Musa acuminata AAA Group (dessert banana), 1618 nucleotides long. Its product is annotated as protein BUNDLE SHEATH DEFECTIVE 2, chloroplastic-like. NCBI's taxonomy places the organism in Eukaryota, Viridiplantae, Streptophyta, Magnoliopsida, Zingiberales, Musaceae. The transcript is spliced from 3 exons. Bases 91 to 405 code for a protein of 104 amino acids. The record is from RefSeq and is a predicted model, not a curated record.
UUGCCACCAGCCUCAUCGUUCCCUGCGCCAAACCCCUAAUCGGUGCCCACCACCAAAUCCUUAUCCUCUCCUCGUUCCUCCUCCGUUCGCAUGGCGAGCAUCGUGUGCUUCACCUCCGCCGUCAACUCCAUCACCUCUCCGUCCAAGGCUUCUAGCUCCACUUCUGGUCUAUCUCCCAAGUCCAAUCUCCCCUUCCCAAACCCCACUCACCAUGGUGCGGUCUCGAGGUUCCAGCCCCUCAGGGUUAAGGCUACUGAAAGCAGUACUAAUAGUGGCACGAAACGAAACAGCAUCGUCUGCGCUGAUUGUGAUGGGAAUGGCACCGGUGUGAACUCUGUUGAUCACUUCAAUGGUCGAUUUAAAGCUGGAGCAUCGUGUUGGCUUUGCAGGUUAGUAGUUGAUUAAAUAUAUUUACUUCUAGCAUAUGAGCAGCUUUCUCUUGCACUUGUGGAUAAUUGCAGGAGCAUUGAUGAAAAGAGAAUAUUUUAUAACUUUAGACCUUGAAUUGCUUGCAUGAUUAGAAUGAAUGGUGCUUGCGAGUUGUAUAGUAAACUUGUGAAUUUAGCAGAUGAAACAGAUAAAAAAAGAUUGAUGGAUCAUAAUAUUGACUGAGUUUGGUGUUUGACAACAGAAGAAAUUUUACUAUUUGGUAAUGAUCAUUUUGGAAGAGAGAAUUUAUAACCUAAUCAUAUCAUGUGCAGAUCUUGAGGUAAGCUGCAUACGGAGAUCAAUUUAAAACAGUAAGGCAACUUAAGAAACAGUUCAAAACUCUUUACCCUCUUUGGUGAUUGAAAAUCAUACCAGAUGCAGUGAUAGGGUUUCUGCAGAAUAUCAUUUUUGGCAUCACCUCCAAUCUGGAUUACCUCUUUUUGCAUACAGCCAUAAUACCUAUCCUUAAUUAAUAAGAGAUGUGUGUCAGUCUUUACCAUGACAUGAGUUGAACUGAACUAGCUUAUGACUGAAUCAUAAGUUUAGCAUUCUCAGGACUAUGCUUGCACUAAAUUUGCCUUACUAGAAUCUAGCUUUACCUUUUCAUAGUUGUAGGCUGAAUCUUAGGUUUUAGGAUAGAGGUGUUGGGUGCCUCAGACUUCAAUGACAAGUUUCAUGUCCAGAUUUCAUUUCCAUAUGUCUAAGAUUAUCCUGCUCUGUUUAUCCCUAUAUUUUUUAUAUUGUUUGCUACACCUUAAGGACGUAAAAUUAGUAAAUUUUCAGGUGUUCGAUAGCCUAAAACCGAAGAGAAAUAAAUCUCGUGUCUAAUUUUUCUGACAAGUGAGUUGCAUAUAGUAGCGAAGUUUAUGAGUUGCUGGUGCUUAUUCUGGUUACCUUUGCAGAGGUAAGAAGGAGAUCCUAUGUGGGAACUGCAAUGGUGCUGGCUUUUUAGGUGGCUUUAUGAGCACAUUCGAUGAAACUAGUGGAUAACUUGUCAAGAUGCCCAAUGGUCAUGUUGUGAUUACUGCUUAUCGAAAAAUCUAGGUUUCCCUUGUUGAGCAUUGGACUUAGUUUGCCUGAAUCUUUGUGGGAGGCAUUUGAAUCUUCUGCUUAAUUAGAUCCACUUAUGUAUUUUAACAAUUACCAAUUCAUUUGCAAAGCCUACUACUACUGUAUGUUGUUUACUUAA